Molecule: messenger RNA, 1751 nt
Organism: Penaeus monodon (black tiger shrimp)
Lineage: Eukaryota; Metazoa; Arthropoda; Malacostraca; Decapoda; Penaeidae
Product: protein Aster-B-like
Exons: 11
Coding region: 173-1630 (485 amino acids)
Biological process (GO): intracellular sterol transport
Cellular component (GO): endoplasmic reticulum membrane; endoplasmic reticulum-plasma membrane contact site; plasma membrane
Molecular function (GO): sterol transfer activity; sterol binding
Source: RefSeq, a predicted model, not a curated record
GAAGUGUUGAGCAUGUCUCGGCAGAGCGACAGGACACAGGCUACACAUCAGCGCUGGCCACGACACGGUAAGAGGACUUUGGCCCCGCAGUCCCCGUUCAGAGAAGCCAUGUUAUUGAAAAUCCUUCCUUGACGAUUUUUUCGGUUUUCGAAGUGGAGCUAAAUCUAUUAACAUGAGAUUGGAAGAGAGUCCAUCCUUCGCCAGCGGGAUGGAGGGAAGCUCAUGUCCUUCGCUGGAGAGAUACGGCAGCAGCGAGAGUCCCCCUGGGUCUGCUCCCCUUCCUCCUUCUCCUCCCCCGGCCGCGCACCUCGUCAGGAGUUACUCCAAGGCGACACUAGGAAGUAGGAUGAGUGUGCACGAGAGCGCCUCAUGCCCCUUGGAGAGCCACCACCAGGGCAAGUUACUCCUCAACGCGUCCGUUUCCCUUCCCGUGGACGCCGUCUUCGCCUUCAUGUUUGAGCAGCCGGAGUUCAUGCUUGACGUGUACGCCGAUCAGAAAGCCUACGACGUAGUCCCACAGGCCUGGCAAAGCGUAGACGAGCGACGUAAAACGCGCACAAUAACGUACACUCUGACCCUUCCUCCAUCCAACAUGGCGCCCAAAGUGUCCAGUGUCACGGAGAGACAGGUGUUACUACCACAGAGUCAACCGGGUAGCCUGUACUUGGUGGAGGCAGAGGUGACGAACGGGGGCAUUCCCUAUGGAGACUCUUUCUACGUAGCCAACCACUACUGCCUGACGAAGGAGGCUGAUGGGGGCACGAAAGUGAUCAUGUGGUCGAACGUCAAAUAUAAGAAGAAUGUGUGGGGCUUUAUGAAAGGAAUGAUCGAGAAGAACACAUACAGCGGCGUAGAGGCGAUGAUGACCGAAAUUGUGAACCAUUUAGAAGCUGAAGCCGAGAAGAUAAACAACCCGACCGGCCUGAGACGACGCAGGGCCACCAACCCUUACCAACGAGCCAGAACUCAAAAACGAAACCAGAAGAUCACGCACAGACAGGCAGCUAAGACAGAUCCACAAAAGACGGACACAGCUGAGACAAGAUAUAACUGGCUGGUCGCAGCGUUGUUGGCCAUGCUCAUGCUCGUUGGUAUGUGCAACGUCUUCCUCUACAGACAGCUCUUCUACCUCGAGGACUUGGCCAGCAACCAGCAGUUCUCCGAUGGAAUUCCAGAUAUUAGGUACUUGGUCGAGGAUGGAUCAUGGGACAGUGUGGCUAGCAUUUUGAAGCGUCAGGACCAAAUGCAUGCGAAACAGAUGGCGAAAUGGAGUCAUGUCAUCAACGAAGCUUCACAGCAGCUUGAACAGGUUCAAGAAUCACUGCGAGAUAUUGCAAAAAACAUUCCACAGCACCAGGAAACGCUCAUAGCUUCUCUAAUACAAGACAGUGAAGCCCACAUGCAGGACAUCAUGGCAGAGAGAACUUCAGAGGAGAAAGUCAGUUUUGAGAAAGUUUCAGAGCAGAACAUAAUAGCAGAUAAAGCUCCAGGUUACACCAUGGCAAAGAGAACUUCAGAGGAAGACACUGUAGUAGAGAAAACUCUAGAUAUAGAUAUCAGGAAAGAGAAAAGUGCAAAGGACAUCUUGAGAAAGAAAGAAGAGGCUGAGAGCAAGGCCAAUAUUGUAUAGCUGAAAGGCGAUCGAUCAAGCAAUGACUUCAAGUGAGGCAUGGGUCUAACGGACUGUAUUGCUUGAUGAUGAUACUGGAGCAGGUCCUUUUCAACAACUUAAAUACACUUUUAAAGCAGAA